AUGUGGCUGCGGUCCCUUCGAUCUUCGUAUAACUUGUUCAUGAUAUACGGAAUUCUUAUAUUACUGAGAAAGAAUCUCGCAAAAUGUAAUCCCAUUACAAAUUCCAAUUUCAACGAGCACAUCAGGGAAUUUUCUUUGAAAGAGGAUAAUAUUAGUUCCGUUAAUAUAAAAACGCUGCAUAAAGAGGAUCCAAAGCAUUAUGCUGACACUCCAUUUAAUCCCAUACGUUUUAAGGAUGUUCCGGAUAGCAAGUUAUCUGGCUCGAGUCACAGUCGCGGUCUUAUUAACAGAGAACAUCCAGGCUACGUUCCCCAUGAUUAUGAGGAAUAUCCUCAAGUCACUUACGAUUACCACAUACCAGAAGUGGAUCAUCACCAUGGAAACCAUCAUAUCGGUCACCAUAUACACGACUAUCACGGAGGCCAUCACGACGGCCAUUACGACUUUGGAUAUCACUAUAAAAACAAUCACGCUUUGGCGGCGAAAGCCGUACUUUUACCUUUAGCUGGAAUUGCACUUCUUGGAGCAGCAGCCGCUUUAGUAAGCAAUCCAAUUCUUUUGCAACUUGGAGUCGCUACAGGAAAACGAAAGAGAAGAGACACAGAAGAAGUAUUAGAAGCUGAUUUAAGUGAAGAGAAUUGGAGAAUUCCAAAUCAUAAAGAACACAAAUCGACAGACGCUCGUAAUAAGCCCUGUAAGAGGUUCAAAGCAAAGUAUAUAAGAAAGAAUUACAAUUCCAAAUCACGUUUAUUGUCUAAGAUAAAUCCCACGACACACUCUCCUAUAAACAUGAACGCUCUAUUGAAUACUGAAGACGAUGAUAUGAUACCGGUUCCGAUUAAAUUAAAAAGUAACUGA
Messenger RNA from Danaus chrysippus (African queen), 858 nucleotides. NCBI's taxonomy places the organism in Eukaryota, Metazoa, Arthropoda, Insecta, Lepidoptera, Nymphalidae. The record is from the annotation of a GenBank genome assembly.